This is a messenger RNA of Silurus meridionalis, 4494 nucleotides long. RefSeq names its product EMSY transcriptional repressor, BRCA2 interacting (gene emsy). The record is from RefSeq and is a predicted model, not a curated record. The transcript is spliced from 21 exons. The coding region runs from base 153 to 3836 and encodes 1227 amino acids. NCBI's taxonomy places the organism in Eukaryota, Metazoa, Chordata, Actinopteri, Siluriformes, Siluridae. Gene Ontology annotation, biological process: regulation of DNA-templated transcription. Gene Ontology annotation, cellular component: nucleoplasm.
GCACCUAUAGCUGCGGCUCUUGUGUUUUGGCGUCGAUCAAACAUUAAACAUGGCGGACUUUGGGGACUGGGUCUAGCAAAGGGUCAUGUUUUCUAGAUCAACACUAAUCGAGCGUGCACGUUCCUGACCGUGUUCACACUCCCCCCAAGUGGAUGAUUCAGCAGGAGAAGCCUCAGCUGCCUGCCACCAUGCCGGUGGUGUGGCCUACACUUCUCGACCUCAGCCGUGAUGACUGUAAAAGAAUCCUGCGAAAGCUUGAGCUGGAGGCAUAUGCCGGAGUGAUCAGUGCGCUUCGUGCUCAGGGUGAUCUUACCAAGGACAAGAAAGACCUGCUUGGGGAGCUUACCAAAGUAUUAAGCAUUUCAACUGAGCGGCAUCGUGCAGAGGUGCGGCGUGCGGUGAAUGAUGAGCGCCUCACUACUAUCGCAUACCACAUGUCUGGGCCUAACAGCUCCUCAGAGUGGUCUAUUGAAGGGCGUAGGCUGGUUCCCCUGAUGCCCAGGCUGGUACCUCAGACAGCUUUUACAGUGACUGCCAAUGCCGUAGCCAGUGCAACAGCACAUCAGAACUCUUCUCUGCUUCUACCGGCAGAGACUGGCAACAAAGAAGUGGUAGUGUGCUAUUCGUACACCAGCACUACAACCACGCCCCCCAGUGUAUCCGCCCCCAGUGGCAGUGCAGCAGCUGCGGUCAAGUCACCUCGGCCUACGAGUCCUGCCUCUAACGUGGUAGUGCUGCCCAGCGGUAGCACUGUGUAUGUGAAGAGCGUAAGUUGCUCUGACGAGGAUGAAAAGCCUCGCAAACGUCGACGCACAAACUCCUCAGGUUCUUCACCUGUUCUACUAAAGGAGGUGCCUAAAAUGACCCCACCCACCUCAAAAAGCAUCACAGUGCCACAGUGCAGCCCAAAGAUGAGCAACCUGAUGCAGAGCAUCGCGAACUCAUUGCCGCCCCACAUGUCUCCUGUAAAAAUCACUUUUACCAAGCCGAGCACACAGGCCACUAACACCACCGCCCAAAAGGUCAUUAUUGUAACAACAUCUGCCAGCUCCAGCUUUGUUCCCAACAUCCUCUCCAAGUCGCAUAACUAUGCAGCUGUCUCAAAGCUGGUGUCCAGCUCUGCAGUCACAUCGUCUGGUCAGAAGCAGACCAUGGUGAUUUCGGCUGGCAACACCACUGCCCCUAGCCCUGUCGCCGUGACAACUGUGGUGUCCUCCACUCCUGCAGUGGUCAUGUCCACCGUGGCUCAAACAGCGUCUACAGCAGCAGUAAAAGUGGCCACAGCGAGAAUGCCCUCCCCCAAAGCUCUGGUUGGCUCUCCAUCUCAGAUCCUCCAGUUCCAAAAGCCACAGCAGUCAGUUUCACCCAAAGGCCUGACUGCGUCUCCUCUUUCCUCCUCACCUCAAACCACCAGUGUAGUGUCUUCAUCCAAACCCACCAUACAGAUCAAACAAGAGUCAGGUGUAAAGAUCAUCACCCAGCAGAUGCAGCCUAGUAAGAUUUUGCCGAAGCCCACGAGUGCUGCAAUGCCGAGUAGCAGCUCUGGUCCCAUCAUGGUGGUGAGCAGCAAUGGAGCCAUCAUGACCACAAAACUGGUCUCCACUCCUACUGGAACCCAGACUACGUACACACGGCCCUCUGUAGCUCCAUCCAUCGGAGCUCGGAUGGCAACGUCACCUGCUGGGACUACAUACGUCAAAACCACCAGUGGCAGCAUUAUAACAGUGGUCCCCAAGUCUCUUGCAACACUGGGAGGAAAGAUCAUCAGCUCCAACAUAGUGUCCGGCACCACAACCAAGAUCACCACCAUUCCCAUGACCUCCAAACCCAAUGUCAUCGUGGUGCAAAAAACCACUGGCAAAGGAACCACCAUCCAGGGCUUACCGGGGAAGAAUGUGGUCACCACAUUGUUAAACGCAGGGGGGGAGAAAGCUCUGCAGGCUGUGCCGGGAGCAAAGCCUGCCAUCAUCACAGCAUCUCGGCCCAUCACGAAGAUGAUUGUAACGCAGCCGAAGAGUCUGGGCUCAGCUGUGCAGCCAACUACCACCACCAAGCUCAUCCCAACCAAGAUUGUCUACGGGCAGCAGGGCAAGACACAGGUGCUGAUAAAGCCAAAGCCAAUGGCGUUCCAGGCGACGGUAGUGAGCGAGCAGGCAAGGCAGCUGGUGAGCGAAACGCUGCAGCAGGUGAACCGAGGUCCUGAAGCAGCCGUAAUACCAAGUUCUAGUCAGGAGGGGGCGCUCAAGGAUGAGUCUUCAUCCUACUUGGAGAGCAGUCCAACUUCUUCAGACAAUACUCAUGACACCCAGUCGGUCGUCCAUGUCAUCAGCUCCAGGGGCCAGGACUGGACAGAACAAGGAGUCUCAGUGGAAGCGAGUCCCACUAUCAUUUAUCAGGACAUGAGUGGAGAAGCUCAGUCUGCUACGUCUACCAUUAAGGCCCUGCUGGAACUUCAGCAGACCACAGCGAAGGAAAAGGCAGAGGCCAAGCCUCGGCAACACACCAUUGAUUUGAGCCAGAUGGCUGUGCCAAUACAGAUGCCCACAGAGAGAAGGCAGUCGCCUGAACCCUCAGGACAGGCUGCAGGCGAGCCUGAGACCCAAGCAGAUGCCACAGGUAAAGCAGGGAAGGUUGCAGGAGGAGGUGAAGUGUCUACAUCCUGCAGUCAGUCAUCAGCUCUGUCUUCUACAGUGAAAAGCUCCAGCACUGCUCCAUCCACCAGCACCAGCUCAAUCACUGUACAGGCAACUCCUGGCAAGCCCAUGGAGGAGCAGGCCAUAGUGGAGGAGGGAGAAUUAGAAUGUGACACAUUGGACCCUCAAACUGGACUGUUCUACCGAUCAGUAAAUCCCUCGACCCAGACUACCCCUCCUCCUCCCCCUCCUCCUCCUCCUCCUCCUCCUCCUACUACCCCUCUGCCUCCCCCUCUCCAGCAGCACCGCACCCCCCCACACACACUUAGCAAGCCUGUGGUGCUGUCCAUAUCCACACCCACAAAGUCUACUCUCAGCCAGACUGAGGUCACCAAAAUCAUCCCCAGUGCCAGGCCUCCAGCGCCUUCAGUGACUGUACGGGUGGAUAAACCCACCAUCUCACCUGCUCCCUCUCUUUCUGCUCCCUCUGGAUCUGGAGCCCAACACACUCCCCCCACUAAACCAAUUCACACUCCACAGCUGCCCCGACUACAGCAGGCACCGACCUCACACAACCGACCCAACACACACACGCAGCUCUCCCAGCCUCCACCACUGCAGGCCCACCAUCCUGUGACUUCUGAUAAAGCUGCUAGCAGCAGCAGCCAGGUGCAGCAACCAAUCAUAACACAAGGAGCAGCGGUCACCAAAAUCACAUUUGGGGCUCCCCCUGUGUCUAGCAGCAGCGGUGAGGCUGCGGUAAAGCUGCAGGCCGAGUCCAGCUCGGAGAAGCCCAGCGUCUCUGAUAUCCUGAAGAUCUCCAUGAUGGAGGCGGAGAUCGAGCCUGGCACAGAGGCCGUGGUGGUGGACUCAUCCAGUGACUGCAGCACCUUUACCAAAGCCGCUUCAACUUCGCCACUCAUCAGCAGCUCAAAACACACACACUCACAUACACACGCCACCUUUGGACGCAUCCAGAAGAGCAAGGACCUGAAUGUUAUACAGGUGAUACCGCAGUACUCCAUCAUGCCUGACUCGAGUCAAUCAAAUGUCGUGGUGGAGCCAAGUGGCUUCCUGGAGAUCACUGACUACACCAGCCAGCGCCUGGAUGAUGAGGCCGCAAUGGACCAGGAAGUGGACAGCAGUAAUGAUGAGGGUGCAGCCCCCAGCCCAAUGGAGACCUGCGCUGAUCAGUCACAAUGAGCAAAGGCUUGUUUGAAAGAUGCCAGCAUUCACAUUCAUGCUAUUGACUCAUGGCUUCACUGGUGGCUUUCUGUGACAUUUCCUGAAGGAGAUUUUUUGAAAAACGAUUCCUAACUAGAACUCUUCUCCAUCGUACAGUUUUCAGAAAAGAGUUUUCACAAUUAUUUCUUCUCAACACUUUUUUUUUUUUUUAAUAGGACAGUAUUCAGCCAUGUAGUGGCAUUACUAUUUCCAGGAGUUUAAAAAGUUUUCGUUUUGUUUACUUAAUAUCCUGCAUUAUUUUACCAGGCUGUGCAAGACAGAAAGAGCAGAAGUGUUUAUUCUUGUCAUAUCGUGUAUGCGUGCUGGAUAUGAUACUGUAGAUUUACAGAGCAUGAGCUCUUGGUUUAGGUUGUUUAUGUUGAAUUGUCAAGACUAGAAUCUUGAAUUGUUUCAUGCCGUUUAUUUUUUUCUAAAAGGCGUGCGUGCACUGUGCCGCUGAGUGUAAAUAUUGUUACAGUUAGAUUCUUAUUGUCAUGAUGCACUUGUAAAUUGACAUUUUUUUCUCCAGGUCCCUAAAGCAAAAACCUUUCCCUAUUCACCUAAUCAUGCUUUGUCUUUUAAUGUAAAAUCGAUCAUUUUAAUAGAGUAAACUUUCAUUUAUGGUUUCUCACCAAAA